Panicum virgatum (switchgrass) is the source of this 1523-nucleotide messenger RNA. RefSeq names its product rho GDP-dissociation inhibitor 1-like. Gene Ontology annotation, biological process: Rho protein signal transduction. Gene Ontology annotation, molecular function: Rho GDP-dissociation inhibitor activity; protein binding. Lineage: Eukaryota; Viridiplantae; Streptophyta; Magnoliopsida; Poales; Poaceae. The coding region runs from base 481 to 1212 and encodes 243 amino acids. The transcript has 5 exons. The record is from RefSeq and is a predicted model, not a curated record. Gene Ontology annotation, cellular component: cytosol; cytoplasm; membrane.
CGCCACCUCGGCUGUACAACCUGUAGAGGGGUUGCAUCGCAUCGCAAUCGCAUUGCAUCACGGCGCGCAGGUCGUCGUGCCCGUCACGACGUCUCCACUCCGUCCCCUCUCCCGCGGGGUGGAGAGCUCGAGAAUUAAAGCCCCUUAUCCUCUGCCGCCCGCCACCGAUCGUCGGAUCCAACCAUCUCCCCUCGCCGCCCGCCCGGCCGCGCCCUCUUUUUGGAGCCUUGCGCCGCGGUCCUUUCCCCCUGUCCGAAUCCGCCUCGACGUGUCCGCCUCCUCCAUCUCCUCCCUCCCCGUGCGCUCGCCUUUUGGUGCGCUCUUGGUAUCUGUGCUCGCCUCCCGUGCCCCGCCUCCUUCUUCCUCCUCGUCUCUCCGGCUCUGCCACGCUUCCUUCCUCUUGUCCUGCGUGCUCCUUCGCCCGCCCACUACGCUUCUCUUGGCUGGCGGCAUUGCGUGCGGGAUCGUGACGUCGUGACGAUGUCGUCGGCGGUGGAGGCGGCCAUCUCCUGCUCCAAGGUCGACGUCCCCGCGGCGCCGGAGCCGGAGGAGACCAAGGCCAAGAACGCGGCGGCGGAGCACGGCGGCGACGCGGCGAGCGGCGAGGCGGCGCCGCCGCAGCCGCAUUGCCACGAGGACGAGGAGGACGAGGAGGAGGCCCCCAAGGUCAUCGACCUCGGCCCCCGCGUCAGCAUCAAGGACCAGCUCGAGAAGGACAAGGACGACGAGAGCCUGCGGCGGUGGAAGGAGCAGCUCCUCGGCAGCCUGGAUUUGAACUCCGUCGGAGAGACGCUGGAGCCGGACGUGAAGAUAAUGAGCCUGUCGAUCCUGUCCCCCGGCCGCCCCGACAUCUUCCUCCCGCUGCCGGUGGAGCCCAACGCCAAGGGCGUGUGGUUCACCCUCAAGGAAGGCUCUCCCUACCGGCUCAAGUUCACCUUCUCCGUCAGCAACAACAUCGUCUCCGGCCUCCGCUACACCAACACCGUCUGGAAGACCGGCAUCAAAGUUGACAGGGCCAAGGAGAUGCUCGGCACGUUCAGCCCCCAGCUGGAGCCCUACACCUACGUGACGCCGGAGGACACCACCCCGUCGGGAAUGUUCGCCCGGGGCUCCUACUCUGCCAGGACCAAGUUCCUCGACGACGACCGGAAGUGUUACCUGGAGAUCAACUACACCUUCGACAUCCGCAGGGAGUGGCCGUCGACGAGCUGAGCUGACCAGCCUUCACCGGCGGCGACGAGAUCGGCCUACCUGCUGGAGCCGCUGUUUUGCUGUCGCUGAACCUGAGCAGAUCUCACUCGUUUCGUUUGUGUGUUCCUUUUUUCUUUCUGGCUCUUCUGGUGGGUUCGUGCCGUCGUCCCUAGGUUUUUUUUAUUCCUCAUGUGACUGCGCGUGUGUGAAUAUCGUUUCCUUCUGUUUCGUCAGUUGGCUGUUGUGUUGAACUUGUGUCAGCGUCUCGUUUCCAAACUGCCUGUUGAGUUCGGAGCAAUGAAAUGGAGCUGCGAUCUACGUAAUGCACUCUU